UUCAUUUUUAAAAAAAAUAAAAUGAUAUUAACAUCAUCUCUACAGUGAACCCUAAACCAGAAUUUUUCUCAACUUGAUCCCAAAACCGAUCGGUUUGCAGCGUAAGCCUUGAAGUUCUUCGGCAACGAGACUCUAUUCCCUUCGAAGUUUCCUUUUGGGGACGAGAACGACAUUGUUGAUUUACUUAAGGGUUGGAUUGCUUGCUGUUGCAGGCGAAAUUAUUGUCGUCGCGCGGGUUAAACGGACUUGCGGUUUUCCAAGUUGAUGGAGCUUGAAUUAUAUAACUCCCCGCCCAAAUUCAACGACAUGGCGUUUACGACGCUGGUUCGCAGGUCCUUGAACCAAUAUCUCUCUCGGCUAGUUCUCGUAUUUGGAGGAGAUUGAGUGCCUGACCUUGUUGGAGUAUUUUGAACCUGUCGUUUAACUGUAUGAGAACAUUGCCGGACUUGGUAAUUGGCAUCGUUACGGUGGUGUGAUUUGGAGAAGAGAAGUGGGAAAGAAUUUUUGAGAAAUGGCAAUCUGGAGUAGAAAGGUGCAUCCGACAUUGUUGUGCAUGGUGAUGAUGAUGAUUAUAAAGACAUUCCUUCUGGCGAAGGGGGGAGUGGUAAUUUGUGCUUUGAAGUGGUGGCGAGGAGUUUAAAUAAUUCAGUUUUGAAAUUCGCAUACCCUCGAAUCCAAUGCAACCAGUAAUGUGAAUGCUCUGAGCAUGAAGCUGGCGAGCAAGAUGAAGGUUCCUCUUCAAAAUUAAUGAAAAGUGCCUCACUGUAUUUUGAUAGUGAUCUCGAUGACCCCAAACACGCAAAGUCUUGGAAACCAAUGGCCGAUUCCUCUUAUUUAUCACGUUUUGUAGCGCUGAGGACUCUACAGGAUGGUUUCCCUUCAUGUUAUUGAGCAUGCAUCUUGACUCAAGCGAAGUCGUUCUCGUGGACAGCGGAAGGUUCCUCUUCAAAAUUAAUGAAAGGCUGGCGAUUACGAGUUGUUAGAAUAUGCCGUUGAUGGCUUUGAGGCUUCUGUUCAUGGCCUGGAGAUUCCAUCACUGCUGUCUCUUUUCCUACCAGAUCAUUUUGGGGUAGUGAUAAAUGCUCUAUAGUGGGAAAAAUUGUGAAAAGCUGAAUCGGGUUCAAAGCCCUCAGUCGUUACUUUAACUGGAAAUAAUGGCAAUAUUACUUCAUUAACGAAUCCAAUUGCAGGAAAUGUAGAAGAACUUAUUAGCUUUUCUGAUCCCUGUGAGAAAUCCAUCCAUUCUAUCAAAGCAAGACGAAAUUCCAUUACAGUUUCUAUAGCUGCUCUGCAGUUUGGUAUGUGCAGACAUGGAGCAGCGCUCAUGAAGUAUCCAUCUGACGGCAUGCAAGCCUCGAAUACCUUGUGAGCUUGUCGUCAUGGGUUACCUGGAUCUUAUGCCCCAUCCCAGGAAAAUAAUUCUCAUCAAGAGGGCUGAUUGAUACUUGUAAAAAAAUAAAAUCAAGAGGGCUGAUGCAUGGGUUCGCAUGGUAGUCGAUGGUAACCUCAUCUCUGUCUGAUUUAAUCGAAGAGUGUUUGUUUUCUUUUUCCUUUUAUGGUAAGAAUGUGUAAUUUUCUGGGCUAGUCCUAACCUUGGGUUGUGCACUUCUUGGGGCAAACGGUAAACUGAAGUAGGGAAGCAUUCCAAGUUUAAUUUGGCAGCCCCAGGAUUUCAUAUUAGUGCUGCUAAAGUCAUAGAUCAGAUCAGCAUUGAUUGAAAUAUUAGGAAGAACGUAAAUAAGGAAAAGGUCAGAUGAUAAAGUGCACUAACAGGGAACUUCGGAACGUGACUAUGUUUGUUUCUCAUUAUCCCGCUAAUAUAAGUUAUACAAAGAAAGAAUAAACAGAAAUGUAUUGAAUGUAUUGGGAAGUUUGGGUACCCUGUGUUUGCAUACAAGUUUGGCCUGGAUUUUGGAUUUGAUUGAAGUUUGAUUUUUGGACAGAAUUCUCCUUGAAUUUGGCCUAUAAAGAAUCAGGUCAGUUUGUGACAAAAUUAUGAUGGAGGUUAUCAUACAUUUAGCACUACUCUUGUUGAAACUAUCUUUAGAGAUUGAAGAUAACAGACAGUGUGAAGAACUAUUGUUCAAAUGGCUUUGAAUAGGCAGAGUUUUGGCAGGACACUGACCAUGACAGGAACAAGAAUUUCAGUAUUCUCUUGAGAAACAAUUGUUUGGAAAAGAGUUGGGUUAUCUUCAAGGCGGCAGCUUUUCAAGCUCGGUUCAUCAACCUUGUAGGAUGUACUGGAGCGAACAUUUUAUCAGAAGUUUUCGAGUUGAAUCUAAGGAGCCUGGAUUUGGAGGGGGAAGCCAAGUCCAAUGCUGAUUGGUUUAUUAAUAAGGGUUUAGCAAUAAUAUGAAAAAAAGAGACUUUAUUAUUGAUAUUUGAGCCAGGUGGUGGGUGUGUAAAUCUUAAUUAAGGGAAGUGUUUUUCUUUCUUUCUUGUUUUUAUUUUAGCAAACCUUAUUUCACAACAUUUCAAUACUAAAUGUAUCAUGGGCUUCUUUCAAUUAGCGUACUUUGUACGUCACCGUUUUAUCUAAGUUUCUGUACAUACAUCAAUGAUCUUUAAUCCAUAUAUUGAAUAGUGAAUACAAUACAAAAUCGAAUCUACCUCUAUAUAUUUGAAGAGAUUCAUCUUUUACCACAUUAAAUUAGUUCCCCUGUUACUAACUAAUGGGCAGAAAACAGUAUUUCUUUCCAUGAAAUUGGCUCCUGCUACAUUUAUAAUUGCAGGCAACGGAGAGGUCAAAAUGUUUCACUCAGAGAAGACUUUUUAAUGAAACAUUGGAACAGCAAGGAGAAGAGAACUGUAGUAAGUCCCUCUCUGGCCAGGCCCCUACAUUUAUGGAUGGUAUUGUCAAAUAUCUGGAGUUCUAAGCUAUUUAUGGAUGGUAUUGUCAAAUACCUGGAGUUCUCAGCUGUACCGUCUUACACAAAAUUGGGCCAGCAUCAUCUUUGAUGCUAGUACUAAAAGUUAUCACCAUGAAAGAUAACAAUCUGGAAUACUGGAAAAGCUACUUUCAAGGAGUGGAUUCUGGUAUCUUUGAGAUUAUUGACCAUGCAAUCAUGGUAGCAGCUACAGAUCACCCAAAGGAGUUCAUGCUCCAAAGGGGGCAGAUCGCCGAGAAACUCUACUCAUGCCAGUGGACUCAAUGUUGCAGCCAUGAACACAGUGUGGUAGCAGUGCCCAAAAAGACCAACAAUGAAAAUCUCAAUUGUGAAUGUGCAUGUGGGAGGGCUAAGAGCGGGUUGACUGGCAGUGCUGGUGAUCUGGAAAUUGUUGGAGGUAGGCAGUCUAAGGUAGAUAGCAGUAGGGAUGAUCAUGCAGAGAUGAAAACGAGCCAAGUGAGAAAAUAUACUUACAGCGAAGCUGAGGCCUUAACAGAUGAGAUUGAUGAAGAGAAUGAGAUUAUUGGCGAGGUUAGAAGAAUCAAGGAGAUUCUUGAUAAUAGUCAAGAGGAGUCUGAAACAGUGCUAUUUGAGUCCUUAAGAAGGCUGCAAUUGAUGGUUCUUUCUGUUGAGGUUCUGCAGACAACAAUGAUAGGUAGGGCAGUUAAUGCUCUUCGAGCUCACAGGUCAAAGCAGAUUGGUCAGCUUGCACAGAUACUUAUUAGUGGUUGGAAGAUAAUGGUCAAGGAUUGGCUUGCUGCUGCAGCAGCAACUGUUGCAGAAGGUUCUGCAGACCCUAACCCUUCCACUGUUGUUCGCAAAGGUCUCCCUUCUCCUCCAUUGGAUGUAGGGGUUUUAUUUGCCACUCAAACUCCAAUAGAGCUCUCACAGUUCUUUGACGGCAUUGAUGAUGAUGGAAAUCCUAAAAAUAGCAUGGAGUAUGGUAAGAAUCAAGAAAGUGGAAGCAAGCCCCAGCCAGGAAGUAAAAACUAUACCAAGCAGAAGCCACUGCUUCCCAAUAAGACCAUGGCACCUAGCAAUGAGAAGAAGUACCAGCUGAUACUGCGAGAAUCAGUCAAUAAUUUAACUGAACCCAGUAAAACUGAAUCACCAGCCAGUCAACAUGAUCAUAAGCCUUUAGAUGAUGUGGAAAUCCAAGCAAAACUUAAAGCUACAAAGAGGAAAAUUCAAGACGGGUACCAACAAGCUGAGAAGGCUAGAAACCAACGAAAAACGCAAUUCAUGGAUUUCACUGAACUUCCUAAACAGGAGCCUGGUCCUAGAAACUGCCUUCUGAAACGCAAGAAUAAUUUCCGGCAUGUCUCUAAUGGAAGGCACUAACUUCUUGGUCUCCUCAUAUUGGGUUUCUAUAUGUUUAUUUUCAUCAUCUUGUGUAAGUCAAUAAGAGCAAACACUUGACC
Juglans microcarpa x Juglans regia is the source of this 4309-nucleotide messenger RNA. RefSeq names its product probable mediator of RNA polymerase II transcription subunit 26b. Gene Ontology annotation, cellular component: nucleus. The coding region runs from base 2958 to 4229 and encodes 423 amino acids. The record is from RefSeq and is a predicted model, not a curated record. Lineage: Eukaryota; Viridiplantae; Streptophyta; Magnoliopsida; Fagales; Juglandaceae. The transcript is spliced from 10 exons.